This is a messenger RNA of Oikopleura dioica, 456 nucleotides long. The record is from the annotation of a GenBank genome assembly. NCBI's taxonomy places the organism in Eukaryota, Metazoa, Chordata, Appendicularia, Copelata, Oikopleuridae.
AUGUAUUUCGGCUGGUGGCAUCCUAAGUCCGACAUUGAAAAACCGAGUUUGAAGAGUCGCCCUGAUGCUGAAUUUGUCAUCAUAAGUUGGGAGCUCAUGACGGAAAUUCUUCAAAAGCCAUAUUGCCAUCAUAUUCGAGACUCUUCAUUUUGUCUAAAAAGUAAUACGAAUGUGCGAUACGGCUCUGACUUUGGAGGAACUUCUCUCGGCCACUGGCUUGGCCAAAUUGGCAAUAUUACCGGAAUAAGAAUGAAUGAUAGAAUGGUUCAUACGAUAAAUCAGAAGAAAUGGCGAUCUCCUGUAAAGAAGCCUUACUGCGGGCCGAUGAUUUCCUUCCACAAGGCAACUCCUGCUCUUCAACGAUAUUUGGAGUGCUUCGACCAAGAUAUUGCUGCUUCUAAGAAAUUUUGCAACAAAGCAAAUAAUUUGAAAAAAUAUUCAGUCAAGAAGCACUAG